GACCCUAGCCAAUCGAAAGGACAAACUCUCACUCCAAGGGCAAUGUACGUCCAUACCGUAGACGGUGACGAGGGCAUUGCCGUCGACGGAGGUGAAUAAAAUGAGAAAGGCACCUUUGACCUUGGCGCAAGGGCCGAGGCAGAUGUCACUACGGAAGGGGUCGAGAGGGAGAAGAAGUGGAGUGGAUGCCAGGGUGCCGUCGCCAGAGCAUUGGAGGAGGAGAACGGAGCAAUUGAGCUGGUAUGUUGAUAUUACCCUUUUACCCUUAUCCGUGGAGGGUGUGCUUGGCCGCGUGAUAGAUUUGAACAGAAAGACGGAUGAAAAUUCGGAAAUCCAACGGCGGGUGGUGAUCGACUAUAAUAAGUUGGGGGAAAAAGUAAGGUUUGGGUAGUAGGAAUCAAGUGGUGCGGUAGGGAAAACCAUCACAGCAAAGGGAGCAGGGUAUGGCGUCGUCCUCUUCUUCUUCAUCAGCUGCUUUCUCAAGACUCUCUAAUCUCCGUAAACACCUCCAUCCCUCGCAUUUCGACAAGAGUCAGAGUUUUGUUCCUUCCUUUUCUUCCUUAAGGGUGGCGUCGGAUCUAUCAAGAUUUCUCCAGAGGUUUCUGACGCUUUGUCCAAUGGCCGUGCUGUUGUCGCUCUUGAAUCUACCAUUAUUUCCCAUGGGAUGCCUUAUCCUAAGAACUUGGAAACAGCAAAGGAGGUUGAGGCAGUUGUGAGGGACAAUGGAGCUGUUCCUGCCACUGUUGCCAUUUUGGAUGGCGUACCUUGCAUAGGUCUGAGUAUGGAAGAAUUGGAGAAGCUUGCCAAUCUGGGUCAUAAAGUUCAGAAGACAGCUCGAAGGGAUAUUGCACAUGUUGUGGCAACCAGAGGGAAUGGAGCAACUACUGUUUCUGCAACCAUGUUUUUUGCUUCCAUGGUUGGCAUCCCAUUGUUUGUUACUGGAGGAAUUGGAGGAGUACAUAGACAUGGCGAGCAUACAAUGGACAUAUCUUCUGAUCUUACUGAGCUUGGAAGGACACCAGUAGCUGUCAUCUCUGCUGGUGUAAAAUCAAUAUUGGAUAUCCCAAGGACCCUUGAAUAUUUGGAGACUCAGGGAGUUUGCGUUGCUGCUUAUAGGACCAACGAAUUUCCAGCAUUUUUUACAGAAACGAGUGGUUGUAAGGUGCCUUGCCGUGUAGAUACCCCAGAAGACUGUGCUCAGCUUAUAGAUGCAAAUCUGAAACUUGAGCUUGGAGGUGGGAUUUUGAUUGCUGUUCCAAUUCCUAAAGAGCACUCAGCUUCUGGAAGUUUAAUUGAGUCUGCAAUACAGAGAGCCCUUGACGAAGCUAGGGAUAAGAACAUAAUAGGAAAUGAUGCAACUCCAUUCUUGCUCAAGAGAGUGAAUGAGCUAACGGGAGGAGCUUCAUUGGCUUCGAACAUUGCACUGGUGAAGAACAAUGCACUUGUUGGAGCUAAAGUUGCUGUAGCACUUGCGAAGACUAGAGAACGCAAAAAUAAAGGUGGUGCAGAGUCGGCGUUAUAGGGCUCAAAAUAUUUUCAACGGGAUCUGGAAACCGAUCAUUAUGACCAGUUGAGUUAAUCUUCCUUCAUGGCGAUUCGUUUAUUACUUUCACUAUGUGAUGAUAAAUGUGGCAAUGUUGAAAAGGCCAAGCAGCGAGUUUCUAGUGUACAUUACUGCCAUAGUACUUACGUAAGCUUUAAUGUCAGUAUUUACACAAUACAGCACCUUCCUACUACCGAAAAACAAGAACAAAAUAAAACUAAAACAAUUUAUUUUUGCAAACGAUAAAAUAAUCUAUACACUAAAUUCAUUUAUGGUUAA
Pyrus x bretschneideri (Chinese white pear) is the source of this 1822-nucleotide messenger RNA. Its product is annotated as pseudouridine-5'-phosphate glycosidase. The transcript is spliced from 13 exons. NCBI's taxonomy places the organism in Eukaryota, Viridiplantae, Streptophyta, Magnoliopsida, Rosales, Rosaceae. The record is from RefSeq and is a predicted model, not a curated record. The coding region runs from base 665 to 1522 and encodes 285 amino acids. Gene Ontology annotation, molecular function: pseudouridylate synthase activity.